AUGUUCUUCGAGAGCGAGCAGAAAAAAGUGCUCGCUGACCUCCUCAAGACAGGCGACUACUCCGAUCUCACGAUUUCAUGUGGGAAGGAUCGGUACCCCGUCCACAAGGCAAUCAUUUGCCCACGAUCGCACUUCUUUAAGGCCGCUUGCGAUGGCAAAUUCAAGGAGGCGCAAACAGGCACCAUCAACCUUCCCGACGACGAUCCGAUCGCAGUACGCAUGAUGAUCGAGUAUUUCUAUCACGCUACGUAUACGCCACCACCUAGGACGACUAUCUUUCGUGAUGCCGCUAUCGAUGCGUAUCUCUCAGAUACCGAAUACAAUGACGAGCAAGAAAAGACGAAGAUGGAGCUCUAUGGCGCAACUUUCAUCGGCAACAAGAGGGUCAAGAGGCUCACUGCACUGCCGGAGGCUCCGACUACUCCCAGUUCUCAACCUUUUCCCUCUCUAUUCGAUAUGCCCGCUACUGGGUUUUCUCCGCUGUCGGUCGCUUUUGCGGGAACAAGCAGAGGAUUUGGCCAGGGAGGACAAGGACGCAGCUCCUUCGGAGGCUCCAACUUCGCCUCAGACCACAACCCCCCCCAAGCUUCGCCGAAUCAAUCAUCUCCCACCCCCGGCCCAUCACUUUCCACCUCAGCAGCGCCAUCACCAACCCCGGCCCCGCCUCAACGACCGUUUGCUCCUCCGUUGGCUAUUCCUGCCGAAAACCUCUAUCUCCACGCCAAAGUCUACGCCCUCGGAGAAAAAUACGGCAUCAGGCCCCUCAAGACACAAGCUCUUGUCAAAUUCGAGUUUGAAGCCCCCUUCCAUCUUCACACCGACGACUUCUUGCAGGCAAUCAGAGAAGCAUAUACAUCAACCAUUGAAACGGACCGUCCUUUUCGUGAUGCUGUGGUCGCGGUCCUGAGAAGCAAUAAGCAUUUGCUGAAGAAGGAGUCUGUGAAGGCAAUCCUCAAGGAUACCACCUUGGGUUUGAGCUUUGAUAUGGUGAUGGAAUUGGCGUCGGAAUGA
This is a messenger RNA of Fusarium fujikuroi IMI 58289, 1011 nucleotides long. RefSeq lists its product as uncharacterized. Gene Ontology annotation, molecular function: protein binding. NCBI's taxonomy places the organism in Eukaryota, Fungi, Ascomycota, Sordariomycetes, Hypocreales, Nectriaceae. The record is from RefSeq and is a predicted model, not a curated record. The transcript has 3 exons. Bases 1 to 1011 code for a protein of 336 amino acids.